UUUUGCUAAAAGCAGAGGAGGAGAGAGAGAGAGAGAGAGAGAGAGAGAGAGGAAGUAGAGACCAUUCACCUCCUCCUCUCUCUCUCAGAUUCCCUCCACACUGUUCCCUCACACGACUCUCCUCCUCCUCAUCCGCCUCUCCCCCUUCCUCUCCUCUUCUCGUCACCAACCCCGAUCGCGGGCUCCAGCGUAGGAAUUCCCAUGAGGAAGGUGCCGAAGAGCGGCGGCGGCGGCGGCGGGGGCCGGUCGGCGGCGUCGCACCGGGCGCUGAGGGAGCGGGCGAAGGGCCGCGUCGACGAGCUCCAGGGGAUCCUCGCCGCGCUCCAAUCCGCGCGCCGGGACGGCCGCCCCGCCGACGUCGCCGCCCUCGAGGAGCGCGUCCACCGCCUCCUCCGCCGCUGGCGCGCCGAGCUCGACGAGCCCUCCCCCGCCCCCUCCUCCUCCCUCCUCGGGAACAGCGGUGGAUCGUCGGAUCUCUCGUCGUACAUAAGGCGGAUGCUGCAGCUGAACGAGGAGGAGGACGACGCGACGAGCAAAUUCGAUGAGCUGCCGCGCGAGGCCGCUGCUGGGAGUAUGAAGACGGAGCCGUUGGAGGUGGCUGCAGGGGUGGCGGAUGAUGGAGGGGGUGCUCCUCUUCUCGAGGAAUACUUUCUAACUCAUGGGUAUUUAGAGAAUGGACUUUUGGGGGCUGAUGAAUACAAGAACACUCUCUCAGUGGGCAUGCAACAUGCUUUUCUUAGCUGUGAGGAAGGAACUACUGCUGCUGCUACUAAUUUUGACUCUUAUCACUUUAAUCUACACCAACAAAUACCUCACAAUGUUCAUCUUAGUUUUGACUCUGAAUUUAUUCCUGCAAUCUGUCCUCCACCAUCCGCUUUCUUGAGGCCAAAAUGCGCAUUGUGGGAUUGCCCUCGGCCUGCUCAAGGGUCAGAAUGGUACCAAGACUAUUGUAGCAGCUUUCAUGCCACUCUAGCGGUAAAUGAAGGGCCACCGGGAAUGUCCCCCGUCCUACGGCCUGGUGGUAUUGAUUUGAAGGACGGUCCGCUUUUUGCCGCACUCGCUGCAAAGACUCUAGGAAAGAAUGUUGGUAUCCCAGAAUGCGAGGGGGCCGCAACCACAAAGUCACCAUGGAAUGCUCCAGAGCUCUUUGAUCUCUUAGUUCUGAACGGUGAAUCUCUUAGGGAGUGGCUGUUCUUCGAUAAGCCUCGAAGAGCAUUUGAGAGUGGAAACCGCAAGCAAAGAUCGCUGCCUGAUUAUAGUGGGCGGGGCUGGCAUGAAUCUAGGAAGCAAGUAAUGAAGGAAUUCGGAGGAUUGAAGAGGUCCUACUACAUGGACCCUCAACCGCUAAUCCAUUAUGAGUGGCAUCUUUAUGAAUAUGAGAUUAACAAUUGCGAUGCAUGCGCCUUGUAUAGACUUGAGCUGAAGCUCAUUGAUCCAAAAAAAGUCACCAAAGGGAAAAUAAAGAGUGAUUCCUUAAUCGAUCUCCAGCAGCAAAUGGGAAGGCUUAAUUCUACGAAUCUUCCAGAAAAUAAGAGGUCUGUGAAGGUUAGGGCAAAAGUGAGUCAAAGGGAGUCUGAUGAGCUUAGUUAUUCGGUUUUGGAUUUAAUCGAUCAGAAAGAGAAUUCUCAGAAGGUAUGUUCAGCAUUGGAUCAGAAAGUUCCGAUCAAUGAAAACCUUAAUCAUGGGCCGGGUAACCCAUAUGCAUAUUCAGUUGAUAACCUAAAUGCAUUCUAUGGAACAUAAGCUAUUGCACUUUGUUGGCAAGAGAGAAUGUUUCAGCUAAUAAGUUGGGUCACUCACUCUUGGGACAAUUACUGUAGUUGCUGGCCGGUCUCGUCAUUUACUUCUAUUGGGAUUCUGUAUCUAUCAACAGAAAGGGAAAAAAAAAACAGUAAUUGUGCAUCUUCAUCUAUAUUAGGUAUCAAUGGUCUAGGGCUAAUCAAUAAUUGCAGAAGCUUGAAAUGGUUGAAUUCGCAGUAUGCUGUGCUUAUGAAAUUCGCAAAGGCGAAGAAGUCCUGCUUUUGUGGCAUCGCAUCUCUUAUUUUUAUUUAUAGCUUGGAUCAAUGUACAGUGGUCAACUUCAAAGGGUACGGAAAGGUCUUUUAUAGACACACCGACUAAUUCUUACUAUUGCAAUUAGCAAACGGCGGUAUUGGCUAAUGUAAUCUUAAAUAAGCUCUGUUGACAUAUUAAGCUGGAUGCAUAUGCAUUCCAUAACUUGUUUCCGACUGCGUAUAUACAUUGGCUGUGUAUGAGAAAUACGACGUUGCAUUGUUUCUGUUCAUAAAUAUAAAUAUACUGACUCUCAUAGACAUUUGCGUUAA
Ananas comosus (pineapple) is the source of this 2324-nucleotide messenger RNA. Its product is annotated as transcription factor VOZ1-like. NCBI's taxonomy places the organism in Eukaryota, Viridiplantae, Streptophyta, Magnoliopsida, Poales, Bromeliaceae. The record is from RefSeq and is a predicted model, not a curated record. The transcript has 4 exons. Gene Ontology annotation, biological process: regulation of DNA-templated transcription; positive regulation of long-day photoperiodism, flowering. The coding region runs from base 202 to 1743 and encodes 513 amino acids.